This is a messenger RNA of Staurois parvus, 323 nucleotides long. The record is from the annotation of a GenBank genome assembly. Lineage: Eukaryota; Metazoa; Chordata; Amphibia; Anura; Ranidae.
UAGUGAAUGCGGGGUCCGGGUGAGCGGAUAUAGUGAAUGCAGGGUCCGGGGAGAGCGGAUAUAGGGAAUGCCGGGUCCGGGGAGAGCGGAUAUAGGGAAUGCGGGGUCCCGGGAGAGGGGAUAUAGUGAAUGCGGGGGUCCGGGGAGAGCGGAUAUGGUGAAUGCGGGGUCCGGGAGAGCGGAUAUACGGAUACGAUGAAUGCGGGGUCCGGGGAGAGCGGAUAUAGUGAAUGCGGGGUCCGGAGAGAGCGGCUAUAGUGAAUGCGGGGUCCGGAGAGAGCGGAUACGGUGAACGCGGGGUCCGGAGAGAGCGGAUACGGUGA